Molecule: messenger RNA, 2208 nt
Organism: Mesorhabditis spiculigera
Lineage: Eukaryota; Metazoa; Nematoda; Chromadorea; Rhabditida; Rhabditidae
Source: the annotation of a GenBank genome assembly
AUGGAUGAGAGACCGCCGAGGGUGCCGGUGACGACUGCCAGUGAAGCCACGGCGACGCUGACCCCGGAAGCUAUGAUGCUCCGGAUUCAGGACAGCCUGGCCGGCCAGCUGGACAUCAGCCAGAUUUGGGCCCAAAUUCUGGCUGGCGCGCAGCAUCCACUUGCUCAACCAGUUCAGCACGCCUUGCCGCAAGCCCUGCAAUUGCCAGCUCAAACGACUCUACCAAAUGACGGGGCGGACAUGUUGGUCUUGUUGCAGCAGCAGAUGAACACGGCGCAGCAACAAUUAGCCGCUCUUGCCGCUUUCCCCACCUACAAUCCCACAACCCCGGAUUCCGUUCUGCCGCCCUCGACGUCAAAGAUAAAUGGCUCCACCGGUCAAUCCGGCACCGUCCGGUCGUCCUCCCUCGAGACGAUGAGCCGCGACGAGCGCAUCGAGUACGAGGACCUCGAGCAGUUCGCCGCCCUCUUCAAGAAGCAGCGUAUCAAAUGCGGUUUCACCCAAGGCGACGUGGGCCAGGCCCUCGGCCGUCGCUACGGCACCGACUUCUCCCAGACGACCAUCUCGCGCUUCGAGGCGAUGAACCUGAGCUUCAAGAACAUGUGCAAGCUGCGUCCGCUGCUCAAGGAGUGGCUCACCGACACCGAACAGGCCAUCGCCAACGGGGCUACCGUUUCUGAUCUGAUCGACCCGCUGCCAUCCCCCUCUUCCGGCAGCCACCAACACCAGCAACCAUCCACCACUUCCGCUACCCAGGUGGUUAAUUGCGCAGCUCGAAAGUGUGCCCUUCCCACCGUAACCUGUUGUCGCCGUGACUCGUCCGUUUGCUCGGAGGCCGAGCUGUGCUGGUCCUCCGAUUCCGACACCGCCCCGAUCACGCAUGAGAUCUCCCUCUUCCAACCUCCCCUUAAUGCGCUGUCUCGAUCUCUUUCCUCUCCAGAUCUGUCUUAUAGCCCUCACAACCCUUUUAAAAUGGUAUAUCCACGCCAUUCUACACCUAACAACGCUUCAAUACCUCUCGAUGAGCCGUCCGAUUUUCACAUCGAAAAGGAUAUUUUUGAUCUUCAAAAGAAGCCCAGAAAAAAGCGAUUUGCCAAACUUCACAACAUGAUGGCCAGACUCCAUCUGCGGCAUCAAAAACCUGCCGAAAAACUACAAACUACGAGGCAGAACGGCUAUAACAGACCGAAUUUCGAGUCCAAACAACCGAAAGUUUUGCACCCAAUCCUACCGUACCCCUCCUUCCAGUCCCUCGAUUUGAUGGACAACGCAUCAGAUUCUGAAGUGAUCGGAAAAAUCAUCAGUUCUCCGGACAGAGAAUUGGAUAUAAGAUUAGAGGAGAACUUCCAGAAUCAAAUCCUUGACGGCAUAGAUCAGGUUGAAGAGGAGGUAGAGGAAGAGCCAGAUUCCGAAGUGCCCCGUCAAAUUCUAGGGAUUCUGGAAGAAGAACGACCUCUGAAUCCGAUCCCCGGUGACCAUAGCCUGUUAACGACCGACAAUCCUGAAGACGAGGAUCCUGAUUUGCAUGCGUGGACUAAUCAAAUCUGGAAUGGACAGGAGCGACCCUCCAAUGAAGAGCUGGGAGGGAGUUGUAGGAUGUUCUGGAAUCACGAUUCCUGGAAUGGUACCGAUUAUAACAAUGGGAUGACGUGGAGAGGUCGGGGAGGAGAGUGGGAGCUUCCAGGAUGUGGUCCGGAAAAUGAGGACAGCCUUCCGGAAUGGACUUCCACAAAUUCGGGGGCGAUCGAAUUCGGAAUUAUGGAUACGAUGGUCGGGGUGUUCGACGAGUUUCGUGAAAACGAGGCUUUUUAUCACCCUCGCGACGACAAAGAUGAGGGUGAAACCUCCGCUUCGGUGUCACCGUUGAUGUCUCCUGGGACUUCGGCCAGCACACCUCUAAAGAAGCGGCGGAAGCGGACGAACCUUGACAUGCAACAGCGGCAAGUCUUGGAUAUUGUCUUCAAAAUGAACCCUCGCCCUAGCCACGAGCACAUGGGAGAGCUGGCAGAUCAGCUGAAAUUGGAACGAGAUGUGGUCCGCGUCUGGUUCUGCAACCGGCGCCAAAAAAUGCGAAAAGUAGACGACCCACCGGCCGGCAUGUUCGACCCGUCCGUCCUCCAGAACCUCCUCGACCAAGCCGGCACCGGAACUGACUCACCCAAACGGGAAAAUUCCGAAUCCCCGGCCCUGGAAAUCGACGAGGGGCCG